Molecule: messenger RNA, 4067 nt
Organism: Lethenteron reissneri (Far Eastern brook lamprey)
Lineage: Eukaryota; Metazoa; Chordata; Hyperoartia; Petromyzontiformes; Petromyzontidae
Product: calumenin-B-like
Cellular component (GO): endoplasmic reticulum
Molecular function (GO): calcium ion binding
Source: RefSeq, a predicted model, not a curated record
GGAGGGUGAGGGGCGGGGCGGGGUGGGGUUGAGGUAACGGGCGGGCGCUGUAGCGGCUCCCAUCACCAGCAGCAGCACCAGCAGCACCUCCAUCAGCAGCGGCUGCUUCGUCUUCACUAUAUUCGCGAUUUCCAAUAGCAGGGUAGGCAAAUCGGCGAGCCAUGGCGUGCGGUUGGCAGAAGGUGGCAUUUGUGGCGCUGUGCGCGUGUCUGGCGCUGGCCAAGCCCACGGCGGAGAAGAAGAACCGCGUGCACCCUGACGAGCCGCUCAGCGAUAAGAAGCACGACGACGAGCAGAGCUUCGACUACGACCACGAGGCCUUCCUGGGCGCCGAGACGGCCAAAACCUUCGAUCAGCUCUCACCCGAGGAGAGCAAGGAGCGCCUCGGGAAAAUAGUGGAGAAGAUCGACAGCGACGGCGAUGGGCUGGUGACGCAGGACGAGAUGACCAUGUGGAUCAAGCACACGCAGCGGCGCUGGGUGUAUGAGGAUGUCGACCGCCAGUGGACGGGCCACGACAUCGACGGCGAUGGCUCCGUGUCGUGGGAGGAGUACCGCAACGCCACUUACGGUUUCCUCGCCGAGGAGGCGCAGGGCGGCGAGGAGGACGGCUUCAACUACAAGCAGAUGCUGGGGCGCGACGAGCGCAGGUUCAAGGCGGCCGACGUGGACGGUGACGGGCAAGCCUCCAAGGAGGAGUUCACCGCCUUCCUGCAUCCCGAGGAGUUUGAGCACAUGAAGGACAUCAUCGUCACUGAAACCAUGGAAGACAUUGACAAGAACGGAGAUGGCUUCAUUGAUCUGAACGAGUACAUCGGGGACAUGUACAACCAGGCCGGGGAGAGCGAGGAACCCGAGUGGGUGAAGACGGAGCGACAGCAGUUCACGGACUUCCGCGACACCAACAAGGACGGCAAGAUGGACAAGGAGGAGACGAUGGCCUGGAUCCUGCCCUCGGACUACGACCACGCGGAGGCAGAGGCCCGCCACCUCGUCUACGAGUCGGACAGCGACAAGGACGGCAAGCUGAGCAAGGAGGAGAUCCUGGACAAGCACGACCUCUUCGUGGGAAGCCAAGCGACCAACUUUGGCGAGGCCCUGACGCGGCACGAUGAGUUCUAGUCCCCCCCCCCCCUCUCCCUCUCCCUGUCAGCCCCCCACCGCCACCGCCACCGAGGCUUUCUUCUUCUGCCCUGACGGCCGCGACACCCGAGGCCUUCCAGGGGGGGAAGGGGCCGGGAAACACCGCCGAGGGCCGACAAGCGACAGGAAUAAAGUCGAGCGCGCGACAGAGAACGCUUCUCCGUCCUCCCUCUGCAUUGCGGGCAACGCGUCUCCCCUAGGGAGAAGUGCGAGGGGAGGGGUGGGUGGGUGGGUGGGGGGGAACGAUCGCCCCUUAUCUGUGUGCGUCGUUCGGUCGCGCACGUAAUCCGCGUUUGUUAAAACGCGAUGCGCGUAGCUAACACGGAGGCACCCACUGACCCCCCCCUUGGCCCUUCUCUAUUUUCACAUGAGCUGGUUGUACCUUUGUGUGGGUGGGGUGGGGGGCGAGGGAGGCGUGGUUGGUGGUUGCCAAUUAGGGAUGACCACUGGAUCUCGACAAAUUUGCCUCUAAAAGUGUUUGCUGCCGACAAAAAAAAAACGUGAUGCUAUUAUUUCCCGAGUUUAAACUUCAAAUUAAGUUCAAAGUAAGCCACUUGUGACAAAUGAUAAUGUACGCAAUUGUUAGAGUAGCUCGUAUUUUAACUACGUCAGUGCUUCCACGCGUUUAACCGACCUCGCCUCGGUUUUACUCGCCCACGGUUGUACCCACCACGGUUUUACUCGCCCUUCCGUGCGCAGGAUGAUGGCGGCCGACUGCUAAGAACAAACAAAAAAUGCGCGGCAGAGGAAGGAAAUUUGUCCGACCAAGAGGCUUGCAUAGCGUACCACAAAGCACGGCAUUUUGUGUUCGAGUGGGCGGGGUUGGGGGGAGGGUUAGGGGGGGGUUGGGAAGUGUUUUGAAGUGAAUGCAAGACACUGUUAGAUCAUUACUGCCCAAUUACUGCAGCUCAUGUAGAGUUUUAUAUUUUUUUCUUCCCCCCCCCUCACCUCUUUCCUCCGACGUGCCCGAUAAAUGCACAGCGCUGUGCAGGCUGCUGUGCCUAUCCCACUGCGAAUCACGCCGUGCCGCUUUCUUUUAGCCUGCGCACGCUCCAGUGAGCACAUUCGCCGCAACCGCAUUCCCUUUCAACUCUGCGGUAGCGGCGUCGGCGGCGAUGCCGGUGGCGGCGUUGUUCUUACGCUCGUUUCCUGGCGUUGACGCUCGAUGCAUCCCGUCUGCCCAGUGCGGCGAAUUCCCCGAGUUGCGGAACGCGUUGUUCUCGCUCGCGGUGUUUGACUGGUCCGCUUUCCACCACCACCUCCCCUGCCACCCCCUACCCUCUGCUUUCCUUUCGUUGUCGGUCCGUUUGAAUGAGCCUCCCCCCACCACGCCAAGCAAGAGACGGCCGUCAAUUCAUUGUGGGCACGCCGUAACGACGAUUCCUAUCGGUAAAACUCGUGUACGGCUGCCCUGUCGACCGCCACCGACCGACACGAGCAUUCAAGAGUUCCACUACCUUCAGCUGUUGUCGGAUCCACGGGCUGCAUAGUUGUGGGGGUGUUGGCUACAGAUCUUCCGUGCUUGUUGCUGUACGCGGUUGUGUGUAGUUAUGCAUCUUGUUCCGUCCUCAAAGGAAAUUCCUCUCCAGUUGCUGGGAUGUUUCCCCAUCUGCUGAGUGGCACGUUGUUGGAGUGUGGCUGGUCGCCUGGCUGGGGGUACAUCUUAUGUCGUCUCCGUUGUCGUCAUCGGCGGCGGCGGCGGCGGCAGUGUGGGUGUUGACAGAAGUCUGUGGGCCAAGAGCAGGCCUCGCUUUCAGCUGAGGUGGCAAGACACUUCGUGGUACCAAUAUACAAACGUCCGUUGCCAGUCAAAUAAUGUGGUGACCCCCCAUUUGGAAUUUAUAAUGUUUGGCCGUUAGGUGUGUGCCAAAAUCUCCAUUCGUGGAUCACCAAUAAAUGAUAACGUUAAGGAUGCACGCAUUGAAUAUAAUUGAUUGAUUCCAAUUCGUACAAAUUGCACGUGACGUGUUACAUUUCGACUAAUGGAGUGAACACGACGACUACAAUACAGCGGGGACGGUGACAUUACAACGCAAAAAAAGUUGUUUCUUUGAAUCAAAUCGCAACCCCGCUCAUGAAAUGCCUAGGGGGGCUUUGAGCAGUGAUGUGCCAUGCAAAUUGGCCAUAUAUAUAAACCCGAUUGAUACCGUAAAUGCGUUUGGCAAACGAGUUGGGUCUGCGCCCACUGAUUAGAUGGAUCGGACGUGUGUGUGUGUGUACCCAUGCUGCCCGGUGUCAGCGGGCCGAGCGAAAUCGUGAACGGUGAAUCGUGCCGCUCCCAUUGGCAGUAUUUAGAACGACCCUUGGACGCAGUGAAAAUGCCUCGCUACUGAUAUUAGUUGUUGCCAGCAUUUUGUUUUUACCCGAGGGAAGCACGCAAGCACAGCAGAUGAGUGUGUACAUAUUUUAUUUUUUAUCGGUAGGAAGGCCGCAAACGGAGUCCCCUAUUGCCUUCUCUGGUCACAAUCGGCGCUUUGUCGCUCCCUAAUUGAAGCUGCCUGCAUUUAAUCGUUUUAUAUUAUAUAUGUAAACAGUUCUUCGUAUAUAUUUAAAGGUGAAUUAUUUUUUCCCCGCGUUGCGUUACUGUCGCGGUUCACACAAGAAAGAAACACUUUUAAUGUGGUUACAAAACGUUCAAAAUGCAAAAAAACCUCUACGUUGUCAAACGAUGAAGCAUUGAUGAAAUAACAGUGUUCACAGUUCAAUACUGAAUAAUAUACUGCAGAGUUGGCGCGUGGGCCAUAUGGAAUGGGGGAAGCUUGCAGUCUCAAAUAUCAAGCGGACAUUAUUUCCGAUUUUUUUAAAUGAAAGAAUCAAAAUGUCUCGAUCCGGCGAUUAAUUUCGUCGCGAAGAUGACGAUUAGCCGGCUUGUCGCGCGCGCGAUGUGAGAUUCAUAUUUUGCAAUAAAUUAACGAUGCGACGGUG